Molecule: messenger RNA, 3127 nt
Organism: Triticum aestivum (bread wheat)
Lineage: Eukaryota; Viridiplantae; Streptophyta; Magnoliopsida; Poales; Poaceae
Exons: 15
Coding region: 573-3053 (826 amino acids)
Source: RefSeq, a predicted model, not a curated record
AAUCGCCGUUCCCCCGUCAAUCCUCCAUAUCGUGACUUUCUACCCGCAGCUUCCAUCCCCGCCGCCAAACCCUUAGCCGCCGUCGUAGCUGCUCAAACCCUUGACCUCCUUCACCGCCGGUCCAUCCAUUGGGCGCCACCACCCGAGCGCAGAGACAGGAUGGUCCCGUCUGAUCCGUCGCUGAUGAGUCGCUGAUCAUCGGAUCUGCGUGCGAUCCAGAUGAAUAAACACUAUCUGGACCGGCGAUUGCAAAUACAUAAUGUUCCCGUGUGAUCCCUCUGAGAUCAGCUGCUAUGGACCGGCGUGACCAUCCCAGGUGGUGAAGCGUCUUGUUCCCGGUGUCAGAAUAACCAUCAAGUGGCAACACUCAUCUCUUUUGCCUGCAAGCAUGUCAUUUUAAGUGCACAUAACUGACUCCCAGGUAUCUUGCAGGUGACUUCCACCCUACGAGUCUGGGGCUGGUGACGGCCCUCGGAGACGGUGUCAUCAGCAGCAGCAUCUGGCAAGUGCAACGACUUUGCAGCUCACAACUCCAGUUUCCAGCCUCAAAGUGACAUAAACAACAGGUGCGUAUGGGUAAUUCAAGAAGCAAGGCGGUUGAUCAGCAAACAGAAGAGGAUGUUACUACGGGCCUUACCAGCUCUACAAUAGUUGAAGAUAACAAUGCAAGCGUCUUACCCAGGUCUCAAAAUGUUGGGGAAAACUCAACGGUGGUUCCAAAUCCAUCGUUGUCUCUUUCGGACGGAGAUCAAAAUGUGGAUACCUUCACAACUCCUAAUCUACAUAAUUUGGAAAUUAACAAAUAUGUUAACGGCGGUGAACCUCCAAACGAAGAUAUCGAUGUUGCGACAAAGCUAACAGACGACAUCAGGUCCAUCGAUCGAAUCCAUAUAUCAAAUGAACAAUUGAACACAGAAAGGCCUGCAGCUUAUCAUAAGGAACCAGUCCAAUAUGAUGUUCAACAGACAUCAUAUCCGAAACCUGAUCAUCUGAAACUUAACAACGCGUGGAGGCGGGAAUCUUAUCGCAUUUGGUCGACACAGGGUUUGAUAAAAAAACAAGUCGAUAGCCAUAUGCUUCAACGUCGUACGCUAGGUGAUAUCAUGAAUGUUCGUCAACCUAAUCGUGUGAACUCGGAUAACUUGAAUGUCACUAAAGAAAAUACGGCAAUAACGGAAGAAGAACGCAAAAGAGAACAUAGAAACGCCCUGAGGAGAGCUUCUUAUCGGAGGAAAAAGGAACGGGGUCUCCAAGAAGUAGCAGACAACCAACCUAGCUCCGCCCAUACAACGUUAUCGCUGUCUGACACAGCAUUUACUGUUACAACUACGGAGACAUCCGGUCUGGUUAACGACAAUGAUCUACAUGACGUUGAGGAGACUAUACUUGAAGAAACUUGUCAUAUAAACGAGGAAGAUCGCAAGAGAGAUCAUAGAAAUGCACUAAGGAGAGCAGCUUAUCGGAGGAAAAAGGAAAAGAUGAUAGCAGACGAAAAUAUAAGUGCAAUAUCUAAUUCAGACUUAUUGCAUGAUGAUGCAACAUUACCCCCUAAGUCAUUAGACGCCUCCGUUCUUACCCAUGACAACGACCUAGCUAAGAGGAUACAGGGAAACUCUCGUAGCCAAGCAUGUUAUCAGAAGCAAAAUGUAGAACGGACAGUUGAGGAUAGAGAGGAUUUGAAUGGAAAUGUACGAGGGAAGCGCGUGCAGCGCCGCAAAAGCAUGUCGGAGAUUGACAUGGGGCAGUCAAGUGCUCAAAGGAAGGCCAGUUAUGCUAAAAGGAAAAACACCCCGUGCAAAGAAUCCCUCGCACUCCCACGUCCAGACAUUACUAACCUAAUAUCUGAUAGUCUCGCAAUUCCCCUUUCUCGGUCUGCCGAAGUUGAUUCAUCAGAUGGUGACCCUCCUCCUGUCAUGCCGAAUUACGGUGUUUGCACCAAUGACGACAUCGAUGUGUUAGCUGCGCCCAUCAUGGGCGAUGAGCCGACACCAGCCGAAUUGAUGGAUGAGGAGUACUACAUGUAUCGCGGCCAAGGAUCGGAUAAUGACACGUUCGAGGGUGACGAGGAAACGAGCAUGUCGUCUGUUAUACCUAGCGAGGUUGAUCCAUUAGACUGUGUGUACACAAACAUACCAGACAAGACCCACAUCCUGAAGCUCGAUGGAAACUGCACACACUGCAAUGCCAGAAAGUUUGUGUCUGAGACUGACAGAUUCUGCUGUCGCAAUGGACAGAUCGAGCUUAAACAGCCGGAACCAAUCCCAGAGCUUAUGAGGCUAUGGUCCAGCAUGGAUGCCGAUUCUAGACAUUUUCGUGAGAACAUACGGUUCUUCAAUGAGCAUUUCGCCUUCACAACCCUUGGCGUCAGCCUUGAUGAGAACUACACAAACAUGAAGUCUGGUGUGUACACAUUCCGGGCACACGGAACCAUCUAUCACAAUGUGCAUUCGUUUGGGCCUAGCUCACGUCCAGAACAUUUGCAGUUGUACUUCUAUGAUGAUGACCCAACCUUAACUCAUCGUAAGGCGGCCACAAAGCAAUUAGACCAAGAUGUUGUGAAGAAGAUAGUAGACAUACUUAAAGAAAACCCAUACUCCCAGCAAUUUAGGAGUUUGGGUGCGCACAAGGACAACCUUGAUGAUUAUAGGAUUAACCUAAACACCGAUAAGAGGCUAGACCAAAGAGUGUAUAAUAGACCAUUGUCAUCUGAGGUUGCUGCAAUUUGGGUUGAGGGCACCGACCUGGCAAAAAGGUUUGACAGGAGGAUAACACUUUAUGGCAACAACAAUGAAAGGCAUAGUAUACGCGUGUCAUCCGGAGCAUAUGACCCGUUGUCUUAUCCCCUAUUCUAUCCAAGGGGGGAAUUAGGUUGGCAUCCGAAACUACCUAAACGUAAUGUUCCUUGGGAGGCUGUACUACAUCCUCAACUGGUCCUUGAUGAUGAUGAUGAUGAUGAUGCAGAGGGUAAUAGCAGGUUGUGCGUCUCCGUCAGAGACUACUACUGUUAUAUGCUGCAAACACGACCUGCAAUCUUCAACCCUAUACUCUGUUGAGCACGACUGCUGCAGCAAUGGGCUGUCGACAUGUAUGUUAAGAUUGAGAGUUGUCGGUUGCGGUGGUAUAGGAA